AUGUCUCCCUUCAACCUCGAGACGUGCGCCCGGCCAAACAUCCUCAGACUGCAGCCCUACCGCUGCGCAAGAGACGACUACAAGGAUGACGGGCACAACAUCCUGCUCGACGCCAACGAGAACGCCUACGGCCCGCCCAUCUCGCAGCAGGCCUCGGCGGCCCUGCAGGACGGCAACGCGGCCAGGCUGGACCUCCUAGGCCUGCACCGCUACCCGGACCCGCACCAGCACGCCCUCAAGCAGCAGCUGUGCGAGCUGCGCGGCACCGGCGCCCACACGGCCCAGCGCCUCACCCCGGACAACCUCUUCGUCGGCGUCGGCUCCGACGAGGCCAUCGACGCCCUGCUGCGCUGCUUCUGCGUGCCCGGCCGCGACCCUGGUCUGCCCGCCCACCUACGGCAUUUCCAGCUGGACGUGCCUGCCAUCCUGGCCGCGCUUGACGACGCCGAAGCAAAUCACGUCAAGCUGAUCUACCUGUGCUCCCCCGGAAAUCCGACCGGCUCGCUGCUGGCCAAGGAGGACGUCCGGCGCGUGCUGGAGCACCCCACCUGGAACGGCAUCGUGGUGCUGGACGAGGCCUACGUCGACUUCGCGGGCAGCGAGAAGGGCGAGGCCUCGCUUGCCGAGUGGGUGAACGAGUGGCCCAACCUGGUCGUCAUGCAGACGCUGUCCAAGGCCUUCGGCAUGGCCGGCAUCAGGCUGGGCGCCGCCUUCUGCGCGCCGCCCGUCGCGCGCAUGCUCAACAGCCUCAAGGCGCCCUACAACGUCUCCUCGCCCACCAGCGCCCUGGCGUCGUACGCGCUGUCCGCCGAGGGGCUGGCCGCCAUGCGCGAGAACAGGUCGAGGCUCGUCGCGCAGAGGGACAGGCUCAUCGCCGAGCUGCCCAAGAUCCCCGGCGUCGGGAGGCUGCGCGGCGGCACCGAGAGCAACUUCCUGCUGUACGAGAUGGUGAACGCCAACGGCGAGCCGGACAACAAGACGGCACUCGCGGUCUACGAGGGCCUGGCCGAGACCAAGGGGGUCGUGGUGAGGUUCAGGGGCAAGGAGCACGGCUGCCUCGGGUGCCUGAGGAUCACGGUUGGCACCGAGGUCGAGGUCACGCGGUUCUUGGAGUCCAUCAGGAAGACUCUGGCUGAGGUGAGGGGGACGGAGACACCCAGCGACGAGGAGAGGAGAGAGAAGGAGGCAAGCGGCGUUGUUGCAUAG
Diaporthe citri is the source of this 1206-nucleotide messenger RNA. RefSeq lists its product as uncharacterized. The transcript is spliced from 3 exons. Lineage: Eukaryota; Fungi; Ascomycota; Sordariomycetes; Diaporthales; Diaporthaceae. Bases 1 to 1206 code for a protein of 401 amino acids. Gene Ontology annotation, biological process: biosynthetic process. Gene Ontology annotation, molecular function: pyridoxal phosphate binding; transferase activity. The record is from RefSeq and is a predicted model, not a curated record.